Penaeus indicus is the source of this 1237-nucleotide messenger RNA. RefSeq names its product ras-related protein Rap-1b-like. Gene Ontology annotation, molecular function: GTPase activity; GTP binding. The transcript is spliced from 4 exons. The record is from RefSeq and is a predicted model, not a curated record. The coding region runs from base 45 to 842 and encodes 265 amino acids. Lineage: Eukaryota; Metazoa; Arthropoda; Malacostraca; Decapoda; Penaeidae.
AAAAACACACCAAAAAACGAAAAACGACUCUCAAAUUCGAUUCUAUGAAAAGAAGUAAGGAAAAAAAUGUUCUGAAGACUCGAAAGAGCGUCGAGGAAGAUGAAGUGCCCCAGAGAAACGACAAGUGCAAGAGAGACAGAGAGAGCGAGAAGGGAACCCCCAGUACCAUGAAGGAGAGCAAGUUGGUGAUCCUCGGGGCGGGGGGCGUCGGGAAGACCUCUCUGGUGCUUCAGUUUCUCCAAGGCUUCUUCUCGACGACUUACAAGCCCACAGUCGAGGAUUGCUACAGCCACACCCUGCAGCUGCCCAACGGUCUCUUCCACGCCCUGGAGAUCCUGGACACGGCCGGCUCGCACCAUUUCCCGGCCAUGCGAGAGCUCUCCAUCCGCUCCGGCCGCGCCUUCGUCAUCGUGUUCGCCGUCAACAACGAACAGAGCUUCUACGAGGCUCAGUCGCUCUGGAACCUCAUCACCAAAAUAAAAGGUAGCGACGGCGCCCCCGUGGUCGUGGUGGGGAACAAGGUCGACCUCGACAGAGAGCGAGUCGUGAGCUUCCAGAGGGCACAGGACUGGGUUGACACAGACAUGAGCAACGCCUCCUACCUCGAGACGUCAGCCAAGUAUAACAUCAACGUGGGAGAGCUGUUCAAGCAGUUGCUGAUAAGGACCUACGGCUUGGCUAAUAACGAGAUGGCCCCCACAGGAGCUCGCGGACGCCUCAAGUCGCUGGGGAACAUUAUGGAGGUUGUCAGGAGGAGGUCCUUCAGCCUCGCCCAAGCUGCCUCCUGCAGUGCCAUCCCCGACCACCCGGAUAUACGAGACCAGAAGUGCGCCAUUCUGUAACCUGUAACGAGGGUGACCUGUAGUUAAGAAGGAGUGAUUUGAAGAGGAUCUGGAGGGUGACCUGGAGUUGAGUAGGAGUAAUUUGAGGAGGAUCUGGAGGGGGACCUGGAGUUAAGUAGGAAUGACUUGGAGAGGAUCUGGAGGGUGACCUGUAGUUGAGUAGGAGUAACUUGAAGAGGAUCUGGAGAGUGACGUAUAGGCCUGAGGGUGGGUUUAAGAGUCUGAUAGAGGGAGUGUGACCUGUAAUUGGAUGGAGAACCCAGGGUAUAUAGGGUGACCUGUAGGCAGUAAUCUAGAGAGAGAAAGAAGAGAACCUGACGGUGACCUGUAAAGGCAAGUAGGUAAUUUCCUUUAGGCUGACCAAAAAAGAAAUGAAUGAGAAAGCAUUGAUUGGU